AUGCCAGUGAAAGUUACAAAACUUGAAGGAAAGCCUCUAGGCGCCGUAAUCACCCUUCCAGAGGGUUGCACAGACCCUAGCGAGCUAUCGCCAGAGGAUUUUGACACUGUCUACAAAGCGCUCCACGAGCAUUUGGUCAUAGUAAUCCCAGGAAUGGAGGACCUUCCUCCAAAGUCACAGUGGAAACUGACUACCAUGUUCGACCCAACCUGCGACCAGAGUGGCAAGUCCUACGGCCACGGUAAAGAGUUCCGCCACGACAAGUCGGUGCUGAGAAGAGACGGUACUUCGAUCCCUGACCAGCCGCAAGUGCAGGUUUUGGGCCAGGGCGAGUGGCCUGCAGGCCACUACGGCUUGGGCGACAUCAGCCUGAGACACCCAACCCACUUCGACUUCCACAAAAAGCCACUCACGCAAGAACAGGCUUUUGAGCAGGAUAUGACCCGUUUCUACCGCUGGCACAUCGACUCCGCCCUUUACGGGCUUUCUCCGCCAGUUGCAACAACGCUACUCGGAAUUCACGUCCCCCCUCACUCUAGGAAGCAAAAGGUGGUUUACGAAGACAAUGGCGAUGUUUUGGAGCUAACGCAGGGCGCCACCGCCUUUGUCUCAGGCGCCAAGGCAUUCGAGAUGCUGAGCCCUGAGGACCAGGAGCGUGCUCUCAAGACUACUGUUGUAUACGCCCCCCAUCCUUACAUCUUCAUCUCAUCUGCGCGCGCAACUCCCGACGGGCUCACUAUGGUAUCAGAGGGCAAAGAGACACCUUUCGAUGAACUGCCACCAUGGGAGGAAUCCAAAAUCAAAAAGCUACCUUUGGUGUGGACCAACCCAAUCACAAAGAAGCACCACCUACAAGUUCACGGAUGCUGCAUCCACAAGUUGGAGCUUCCAGACGGAACCGUUCUGGAGCUAGAUGACGCUCGUAAGGAAGUCUACAGGAUGAUGAGACCAGCGAUUGCUCCUGAAAACGUUUACGCUCACGACUGGAAUAAAGGUGAUCUGGCUAUCUUCUUUAACAGAGGCGUAUGGCAUUCGGUGACUGGUCAGUUUUCCGAGGGCGAGAGGCGACUAAUGCACCAGUGCAACAUUGCUUCCGGACAAGACCCCCAAACUCUCACUGCUUGA
Lachancea thermotolerans CBS 6340 is the source of this 1125-nucleotide messenger RNA. RefSeq names its product TauD/TfdA dioxygenase family protein. NCBI's taxonomy places the organism in Eukaryota, Fungi, Ascomycota, Saccharomycetes, Saccharomycetales, Saccharomycetaceae. Gene Ontology annotation, molecular function: oxidoreductase activity. The record is from RefSeq and is a predicted model, not a curated record. The coding region runs from base 1 to 1125 and encodes 374 amino acids. The transcript has a single exon.